Molecule: messenger RNA, 3675 nt
Organism: Vitrella brassicaformis
Lineage: Eukaryota; Vitrellaceae
Source: the annotation of a GenBank genome assembly
CUUGCAUGAUGAACAUCUCAGAAUGCCUCACUCACACGAUACGAUGGAUGGCCAUAUGGCCAUUCAUUCAUAUGUGCUGUAAUGUAUCUAACCCAUCGACGUGUCCAGAUGGACGAGUCGCGUCCGCACACCCUCACUCACCGUGUCAAUUACGACACUACAGCACACCACAGCACACCACACUGCCUACCCUACCCCCCAGCCGCUGGCCCCCCUGCAGGCUCGCCACCCCCCUGCCCACCCCCGCCACUCCUCAUGCGGCUCUCCAUCUCACUGGAUGCGAACGCCGCCACGCUGGCGUCACACUCGGUGAUGAGACAGUUGGGCCAGCGAGUCUGCAGCGCCGCCUCGAGCGUCACCUCGUACCGGUCGCCCUGUGCGAAGGUCUGGUCGAUGUCACUCAACUCUACCAGAAACCGAUGGAGAGACGGACCUGCAGGGCAGGUGGAAACAUACACGGGAAGGAGGAGGACGAUAGAUAGGUCAGGAAUGUGAGUGGGCGGCGUGGGUGUGUCCAUGUAGGCAGGUACCCUACCUGGUGGGUCUUGUCCGUCGAAGUGAUAGAGUGUCAUCUUGCGGGGCGGAACGGCGUCGCUGACAGCAGACGCGCCGCCAGCUGAGGUCACACACACAGGGAAAAAACGGCAUCCAUGCCGUCUGGUAGCAUGUUGUAGUGUAGUGUAGUGUCUUGUAGUGUGUGGGAGUGCACUGGCUGACCUUGUUGUGCCCUCUCCAUGACGCGUUUGGUUCGGAAGAACUCCAGGAAGUCAUGCCACAGAAUGAUGCUGCCGUCCUGCACCCACCGCACCCACAACCGUAUACAUACAUGGACACAAUCAACAAAUAUUCAUGGUGAGGUGGGGUGUCCCGCCCCGUCGUCCCCUCCAUCCAUCCAUCUCGACAUCCACCUGUGUGUUUUGGACUACGUGCUUCUUGGCCUCCUCGAAGUGCUGCACCAGAUCUGACAGACACGACACACCAACACCCACCGGACAGACAGGACAUCUCUCUCAACCCACAUCAUGAUACAUACAAUUAACACACCCAUGCUAUGCCCUGCCCUGCCCUGCCCACCCCACAUCACAUCCAGGCCUUCUGUACUUACUUGCAGCGGUGAGAAGUGCGAAGAGGUUGUCGCUCUUGACGAACCCAAACUGCUCGGGGUCGAACUGACGAAACGCCUGAGUCGCAUCCUGAUCGACACACACCACACCACACCACACGACACGACACACGCGGAUGGGCGGGGUGCGUGACACUCAUCUCAUCUGACUACACAUGCAUGGUGAGGUGAGAGUGAGGUCCCUCCCUGGCUGGCCUGGCCCACCCACGUUUUGCAUCUUGACGUUUGGCGGUAGCUUUGAGACGGUCGGGUCGAGUGAGAAGAGGGUGGUGUAGUGGUUGGGGGAGCCCAGCACCCACAGGGGGUGGAUGGGGUGCUUGUAGUGCACACCCACCUCCAGGUAACGCAUCGCCUCCACCUCACUCAGGUAACCAACCAACGGCUCGCGAUCCACACCCCUGCAGAGGGAGGGGCAUGUGACGUAUGCAUUGCACACACUCAGGCCGGGCCGUGUGCUCUGUGCUGCGUGACGGUGGUCUGUCUGUGUGGUUUGUUUACUUGAGGAGCAUGCCGGUGCUGGGAUCGUCCCCCAGGAACUUCUGGCCAUCGAAGCAGUUGGAAGUGGCCUUGCCGAUCAGCAACAAAUUCACCAGCUCCUGCAGACAGACAGACAGACAGACAGACAGAAGGCCCAGAAGGCCCGUCAAAUCUCCCAAGUCCGUGUCUGUCUGUCCUUGUAACCACCCCCCCACCUGUGAGCAGUGUCCGAAUCUGCCGACCAGCGGGACUGUCGCAUCGUCCAUGUCACCCUUUACCUGACGCAUCAAUCAAUCAUGUGACGGGAGGCAGAUGUGCCAGGGUGGAUGGAUUCUCUUGUUUGCCGUUGUUGCGCAUGUAUGUUGUGUUGUGUUGUGUUGUGUUCAUUUCACCUCCUCUAUGGUCCUGGUGAGAACGAGUGAUAGCACCAGUGCCAGCACUGAGGGGGCGGGGCGCAGCAGGGUGUCCUGAUGCUUGUGGUAGAAGGCCAUCACAUCCUGAACCCUCGUAAAGGAGGCUACCCUGCAGGCAAUCACAGCACAGCACAGAGAUGAACCAGAACGAAUGUGGACGUCCACACAUGGACAGUACGGAGCGAAGAAAGCCCUGUUGUAUUGUGUUGUGUGAUCUACCUACCAUGCCUUUGCGCCAGCCAUGAUGAUGGACACGUCAAGCUGGUCGCUCCCGCCGCCCUCUCUCGAAGCCGCCACCAUCUGAUAUCCAUGACACACACACACCGUCACACAGAGGCACCGAUACGUCCGUCCGUCGCCCUGCUCACCGCCUGCAUUUGUUCCGUGUCUUGGCCUUUGGGGCCCUGCAGCAUGACCACCCUGUAGGCGCUCUUGGACGUGGCCUGGUAGAUGAGCUGCGCGAUGGCCUCGAUCAGGUGACCCCACCUGUCGCUCUCGAGCCGCGGGUGGCUCGACAAACUGAUGGGGUGGUCGCUGCUCGCAUCGCCUGAUGCUGCUGCUGCUGCUGCUGCUGCUGACGAUGGUGGCUGGUGCUGCUGGCCGUGGCUAAACAGGAUCUGCUUGAGUAUGAAGCACUGCAGAGGUGCGAGUACGCCACAUGGGCCGCCCUGCUUCUGCUUGAGUCCCCACAGAGUCCGCUCCUCACUGCUGAACUCCAAACCCUGACCCAGCCUGUAGACACAGACAGACAGACACGUACAAACAAAUGGCCGCCAGGCGUAUGUCAGGUAUGUGCCUCUUGGUGCAUACGUACGUAAGGUACAUACAUACCAUCUGAUGACGUCGUCGAGCUGUGGGUUGUUGGCUCCCUCCCCAAGGACCACCUUCAUGACCUCCACCAGCUGUUGGUCCGUCAGCCUCUCCAUCCCCUCAGGCACCUCACCGGUGGCAGCCGACCCCGCCCUCCCUCGGUCAUCCUGGGCGCUAUCGGUCGUCUUGGCCCGCUUCACAGCCGCACCGGCAUCGUCCUCUGAGCCGCCCCUGGCCUGCUCAACCACCUGCUGGAAGGGCACCAGGGUGUCGUCAGGGGACUUGUCGGUCAAAGAUGGCUGCUGCUGUGACCCAGUGGCACUCGCAAGAAUGGCGUCGAAGUUGAUGUCCGUCGGGGCUGCUGGCUGGGCGGAUGACGAUGGCUGGCUGGCCUGCUGCUGCUGUGGUGGCUGAGGUGCGCCUGGUGGGGCGGCCUUGGAGGAGGACUCUGACUCAGCUGCACACACAACACACGGGGGAGAGGAACAGGGUCGCGAGUGAAGGUCGUUGGUCGGCAAGAGAUCUCAUAUCGCGGUUGUAUGUAUCACAAUGGCUGACCUGUUUGUAGUGAGAGCUGUAUUGCCCGCUGCAGCAUCUCAUCUUCCGUGCCCUGCUGCUCGACCACCUGCCUGAUUUAUGAGAAAGAAAAACACAAAACGGCAAGUGGUGAGUGACACCGGCUCUCUUCCCCUUGUCAUUAUGUCGACUGCUUACUGCUGGUUGGCCUCCUGCAGUGACAGCCGAAUGGCGCGUUCGAGCUCAGCAUCCUCGUCGUUCAUCCUCGGAAGUAGUCGACGACACGCCUCAACGCCGAAAGAUCUCCAACGCUUUGGCUAAGGAGGGGAGAAGAAG